CUAGUUUUAAACUAGAAAGUUUAAAACAAAGGUAACUUUUACUUGACUUAGUUCCUUUUAACAAAUGUCCUAGUUGCUGCAAACACAUUUUGAUAAAUUGUAGCAUCUGAGGACGUUUGUUUAUUGUGUUGCCACAGGAAAUUGUUUUGGAUUUGGAAAUGGCGGAGUCAGGUCAGUGAAUGUGCCACAAAGUUUGUUUUUCACGGCCUUGAAAGCGCCACAACAAGCGAGAAAGCUGGACACGGCGCUGAACGGAAAAUAAUACAGGGGAAGAGACGUUAUGGAAGAAAGAAGCAAAUUUCAGCUACGGUAUUUUUGUUUUGUUUAGCUCCGGUCAAAGUGGCAACGAGAUGAAGCUUAAUUAUGAAGGAUAAGAUUUUAGCAAUUGUCUUGAAACUGUCUAUGAAGUCUCGUGGUCACCACCUGAUGUUAGUCAGGAAUCAAGCUGUCCGGGUGGUGGGAGGAAACGUGUCGGUGGUUCUUGGAGAGAGCGCUACGUUACCCUGCCACCUCUUUGACACCACAGAGACGCUCACACAGAUUUCAUGGCAGAGAAUGACUAAGGGGAAGCCAGAAAAUGGAAAUUUCAUUACGAUUAUGGCUGAUAAAACACACAACACCAAUGGAGCUGACUAUCGGUUCAGGAACAUUGGAAACUUUACCAAAUACGAUGGAACCCUCCAGUUAUCAGACGCCACGUUGCUGGAUGAAGGCAGCUACUCGUGCAUAUUCACUCUGUUUCCGAGCGGAAAUUUCAGGACAGAUGUUACACUAAACCUGCUCGUCCCUCCAGUCGUAACGGUGGAGGACGACGCCCCUCUGUUGGGGGGUGAAGAAGCUUCCCUUGCUACCUGUACGGCGGCUGGUUCCCGGCCUCCUGCUGAGGUGAAGUGGAUUAUGGGUUCUCUGGAGGGCUCGGUCCGUUCAACCACCACCUCCACCCUUCACGAUAACGGAACCACCACCACGGUCAGCUCGCUGCUUGGAGUCCCUACCAGAGACGUCAACCAGCGUUUGGUGAGAUGUGUCGUCACCAGCGCGGCGCUGACACAAGCAAAGAGCCUGCCCUUCACGUUACAAGUGUUCUUUUCACCCACGACAGUGAACAUCACUGAAAGGUCAGAUAAUUCAUUUGAGUGUAUGACUGAAGCCAACCCAGCUGCCAGCUUCACCUGGAGCAGAGCUGACAAGUCCUGGCCUCAGUCUGGUGUCACUGUGGUCGGACCAACGCUGCAGUUUGUGAGGAACACCGCUGGCGUCAAUGGCCUCUACCAGUGUGAAGCCUCCAACCAGUACGGGAGGAGUCAUGGUAACUUCUAUGUGCAUGUGACAUCAGGCUCCUGCACGGUUUGCUGGGUAUUAUUUAGCCUUUUGCUCGUCCUUUUUUUGCCAUUGGUCUUGCUGCAUGGUACUACCUUUUUUAUAUUCAGGCCCAAACAAAGCAGAGAAGAGUCUCCUGCAUGGAUGCAGCCUGUCCCUACAGAAGAUGAAGCUGUAAAGCUCAUGUUUAAUGUAAACUAACUCUGCAUUACUCAGAGACAAAGUGUCUCAUUAACUACUUCCCCAAGUGCAAACACAGUAUCAGUUUAUGACGCAACAGUUUAAUUCUCUGUGACUAUUUGAGUACAGUUCUCCUUUUUUGUUUUUUGAGUACUUUUGUUUUGCUUUGGCAAGUUUACCCUCGUGCUGCAGGACAGAACAAUGAGUGAAGGUGUAACCUGCAUCAGUGCAGUGUGUCAACGUGCGAACAGACCUCACCAUGGCUCCAAUGUUGAAAGGAUGCGUUUUUCUUCUGUGUUUUUUUUUUUUUUUUUUUUUUUUUUUUUUUUUUUGUUCUGUCCAGCAGUUUAGCAAGCAGCAUAUAUUACGCUGAAUGCCAUAUUGUGAUGGACAGCUUUGCUUUAACAAGAAGAGUAUAUAUAGAAUAUAUAUACACUCUUCCUGAUUUAUGGUUUAUUUAAUGGUUUAUUUAGCUAAUCCAAAAUGUAUGUGAUGUUGCUGUGUUGGUGGACAGGUUAGGUUUCUGCUUUAGGGUGUGUAUGCGGGAGGGUGUGUGGGGGGUAAGGGGUGCAACCAGCUGCUGAAACCAAGCAAAUCUGUUAAGUAAACAAUCGGAGCAAAAAAAAAAAAAAAA
Messenger RNA from Betta splendens (Siamese fighting fish), 2134 nucleotides. Its product is annotated as nectin-3-like. The transcript is spliced from 7 exons. Gene Ontology annotation, biological process: homophilic cell-cell adhesion; heterophilic cell-cell adhesion. Lineage: Eukaryota; Metazoa; Chordata; Actinopteri; Anabantiformes; Osphronemidae. The record is from RefSeq and is a predicted model, not a curated record. The coding region runs from base 364 to 1521 and encodes 385 amino acids. Gene Ontology annotation, cellular component: adherens junction.